Molecule: messenger RNA, 1890 nt
Organism: Sycon ciliatum
Lineage: Eukaryota; Metazoa; Porifera; Calcarea; Leucosolenida; Sycettidae
Exons: 2
Coding region: 1-1890 (629 amino acids)
Source: RefSeq, a predicted model, not a curated record
AUGAGUGAAGAGGAGGCUGAGCGUGUGGCUAUUGUACGUGCUGAGUACUGUGCUAGUCUUGAAUCUCGUUUAUCCACGUAUGACCGCGCCUCGUCUGUGGACUGUAAGUGGAGUACCGUGAAGUCGGCUGUUGUUGACGCGGCGGAGCAGGUGGUUGGUCGGGACAAGCGGCGGAUGCCAGAUUGGUUCCGUGACAAUGCCCUUGUAUUGGAGCCUCUACUGGAGUCUCGUAAUACCCUUGUGUACGAUCCGCAUGUCUUCCAACUUAUCCCUCAGCGUGAGGUCGAGGACUCCCUCUCACUGCCACCAUCGGAGGAUGAGCUGACUCAGGCAGUUAGACACCUACAGAAUGGCAAAGCUGGUGGUAUGUCACAGAUUGUGCCGGAGCUGCUGAAGGUUGGUGUGCCUGUCCUCCAUCCACUCCUCCUGGACCUACUCCAAUCUGUCUGGUCGGGGGGUUGCGUGCCCCAGGACUGGCGCGAAGCACUGCUGGUACCGAUUCCAAAGAAGGGCGACCUCUCUCGCUGUGAUAAUUGGCGAGGGAUCGCAUUGCUGGAGGUUGUCGGCAAGUUGGCUGCUCGGAUCAUGCAAAACCGAUUGCAGGGUAUUGCUGAGGCGGAGCUGCCUGAAUCCCAAUGCGGGUUUCGGCGGCAGUGUGGUUGUGCAGACGCCAUCUUCUCUGUCCGUCAACUUGUCGAGAAGUCGUACGAACAUCGAUCGAAGCUCUUCUGCGUAUUUGUGGAUCUCCGCAAAGCGUACGACUCUGUCCCUCGCGAAGCUCUUUGGCAGGCAUUGCUGCGGCUGGGUGUGCCGCCCUCGACUGUGGCCAUCAUCAAAUCAUUCCAUACAGACAUGUCAGCUUGCGUUCGCGUUGGUUGCACGGAUCCCAUAUCUGUCAAGAAUGGGCUGCGCCAAGGGUGCGUGAUGGCACCUGUACUGUUUAACUUGUACUUCGGCUUAGUUAUUGAGCGUUGGCAAUCCCUUCUCGUGGAGCGUGGAAUAAAGUCUGGUGUGGACUUCAGCUUCACAAUUGAUGGCCAGCUGUUCCCUCGUGUCACUAGGCGGCGUCCCCACUCCGAGUCCGGCCAUGCUGAUGACUCCGAGUUUGCGGAUGAUGCCGUACUGCUCGCUACAACUCGCAACGGAGCCGAUCAAUCCCUGUCUGCUUUUUGUGAGGUUGCAUCCAGCUUGGGUCUCACCGUGAGCAUGACCAAGACCAAGCUUCUCGUCGCAGGUUUCGGAGUUUGCCCUGCUGAUUGCUCUGAUUUGGUCAUUGGCAAUGAUAGGGUUGAAGCAGUCACCUCAUUCCUCUAUCUUGGUUCCACCAUCACUCCGGACUCGCGGUCGCAAGCGGACAUUCGGAGCCGUCUAGCAAAGGGUGCAGGGGCCUUUGGUGGUCUUCGGCGCAUCCUACAUGACCGGAGCCUGAACCUCCCUACCAGGCGCCACCUGUAUGUCGUUUGCGUCCUGUCAACGGUUCUGUAUGGUUCAGAAUGCUGGACGCCAUUGAAGGCAGAUUUAGAUAGAAUGGACCGGUUUCACCAUGCCAACAUUCGCUCCAUCCUUGGCGUAUCGCGCGGCCGACAGUGGGAACAGCGCAUCUCCUCACAGGAACUGCGAGCACAGUGGGGUGAUCCCACACCACUGUCACGCAUGGUGCAGCAGAGACGGUUGGAGUGGCUUGGGCACCUGGCUCGUCUUGAUGACACCAGAGUACUGAAGCAGUUGCUGUUUGCCUGUCUCCCUCAGUCUCGGCCAUUCUGUGGACCUCGUCGUCGCUGGAAGGACACCAUCCACACGGACCUAUCCGUGGCUGGAGUGCGUAACUGGUUUGAGUUGGCAACGCGGCAAUCGUGGAGAGUGGCGUGGAGUGGCGACAGCAGCAGGUGA